UCCACUGGGAAACCCCCGGCGGAUCGACCGACCCCACCGACCCAACUCUCCUCUCCGCUCUGGUGCGCGAAGUCUUCGAAGAAACCGGACUAACAGUCACCAAGGUCGUGGAUCUAGUGGCUGUGGAUGAGUGGACGAGGUCUCGUGGUGAGAGGGUAGUGAGGGAGAUGAAGUGGAGUUUUUUGGUGGAGGUGGAUGUUUUGAAUCGGGAUGGGGUCGGGAGGUGGGAGGAGGGGGUGGUUUUGGCGCCGGAGGAACAUUGUGCGUGGAGGUGGGUGGGGGAGGAGGAGGCUAGGGGGGAUGGGGAGGGGGAAAGGCACAGGUUAAGGUUUAUUGGGGAUCAGGGGAGGAAUUUGCUUAGGGCGUUUGAGGUUUAUAAGGGGUUGGGUGGGGGGGUGUGA
Molecule: messenger RNA, 401 nt
Organism: Aspergillus sclerotioniger CBS 115572
Lineage: Eukaryota; Fungi; Ascomycota; Eurotiomycetes; Eurotiales; Aspergillaceae
Exons: 2
Source: RefSeq, a predicted model, not a curated record